This is a messenger RNA of Anopheles moucheti, 3339 nucleotides long. RefSeq lists its product as uncharacterized. Gene Ontology annotation, biological process: glutathione catabolic process. Gene Ontology annotation, molecular function: glutathione gamma-glutamate hydrolase. Bases 1 to 3339 code for a protein of 1112 amino acids. The transcript has 7 exons. NCBI's taxonomy places the organism in Eukaryota, Metazoa, Arthropoda, Insecta, Diptera, Culicidae. The record is from RefSeq and is a predicted model, not a curated record. Gene Ontology annotation, cellular component: plasma membrane.
AUGAACUGGCGUUCAUUGCUAAUAGUAUCGUGUCUGGCAUGGCAUACGGCUCGAUCACAGUAUACAAACAAUGCGCGCGCUGCGGUAACCUCGAACGCGGCCGAAUGCGCCGAUAUUGGGAUGAAAAUGCUUGAUCAAGGUGGUUCUGCCGCCGAUGCGGCUAUCGCAACCCUGUUCUGUGAAGGUGUUUCGAUCCCGCAGAGUAUGGGUAUCGGAGGUGGAUUUGUAUUGACCGUCUAUAAUAAGGCAUCGGGCAUCGUAGAGUCCUUGGACUCGAGGGAGGUCGCACCGGCAGCUGCUACCAAAAAUAUGUACGUCGGAAAUGGUAAAGCCGCCUUCGAAGGUGGCCUAUCGAUUGCCGUUCCAGGAGAAGUUAAGGGCUACUGGGAGUUGCACCAGAAGUAUGGCAAACUUCCCUGGAAAACGCUAGUGUAUCCAACGAUAGACUUAUGCAUCAAGGGGUCCCUCGUGACGGAUUAUUUGGCGAAAAUACUAUCCUCAGAGAAAUCGCUUAUAUUGACGUACCCAGCGCUGGCGAAAAUUUUCAUCAAUCCCGCCACUAAUGAUACCUGGAAGGUGGGAGAUCGCAUCAAGCGAUUAGCAUUGGGAGAAUCCCUGAAGGUGAUUGCCGUGGAAGGAGCGAACGCGUUGUACGGUAAAAACGGUACACUGUUACCCAAACUGAUGAAAGAUUUAAAAGCUGUUGGCAGCAUCUUAACGGAGAAUGAUUUCUACAAUUACAAACCCGAAUGGCUGAAGUCAGCGCGAGCUAAGCUACGCAAUCAUUACUAUCUUCAUUCCAUGCCACUCCCAGGCAGUGGACCGAUACUCAGCUAUAUGUUAUCGAUUCUGGACGGUUACAAGGACCUGUCGUUGAAUGAUCCACUAACGUGGCAUCGGAUCAUCGAGAGUUUUAAGCACGGGUACGGAUUACGUACAAAGGUGGGAGAUCCGCGUUUUGUCACCUCUGUGAACGCGGUGCUUCAAAAGAUGACAAACAAAAAUUACAUUGCCUACAUUCGUGACACGAUAGUGAGCAACAUGACAUUCGACAGUUAUGACUAUUACGGAGCAGAUUUUGCUGGUAUACAAGAUCAAGGCACCGCACACAUCUCGGUACUAGCAGCCAAUGGUGAUGCCAUAGCUGUAACAAGUACGAUCAACUAUCUGUUUGGGUCGUUAAUAGUUUCACCCUCGACCGGUAUCAUCCUAAAUGACGAAAUGGACGAUUUUUCCACGCCCGGUGUUGUGAACUCUUAUGGUCUGUCCCCUUCUCCAGCCAACUUCAUCGUGCCAGGAAAACGACCCCUUUCGUCUAUGUCUCCAACGAUCAUAAUUGAUCGUCGGGGUGAUGUGCGGAUGGUAGUCGGAGGAGCAGGAGGUUCCAGGAUUACCACCGCUACGGCUUUGCUAAUUCUUCGGCAUCUGUACUUCGAACAAAGUCUUUGUGACGCCAUGAACGCACCACGAAUUCAUCAUCAAUUAGCACCGAUGCAGGUUGAAUAUGAGAAGGGGUUCGAUUCAAAUGUGGUAGCACAGCUCGCUGCUCGCGGACACAAGAUUCAAGAGACUAAAGCAGAUUUUGGUUUUGCGGCCUUAACAGCGAUUGUGAAAAAGGGAGACACAGUUUCAGCUGCUUUUGACAGACGGCGGAGUGUCAUGAGUACGACAUGGCACACGGUUCGAUCGCAGGGCGCAGACAAUAUGCAUGCUGCAGUGGCAUCAAACGCGGUAGAAUGCGCCGAUAUCGGGAUGAAAAUGCUUGAUCAAGGGGGUUCCGCCGCCGAUGCGGCUAUCGCAACUCUGUUCUGUGAAGGUGUUUCGAUCCCGAAUUGUAUGGGAAUCGGAGGUGGAUUUGUAUUGACCGUCUAUAACAAAGCAUCGGGCAUCGUAGAGUCCUUGGACUCGAGGGAGGUCGCACCGGCAGCUGCUACCAAAAAUAUGUACGUCGGAAACGGUAAAGCCGCCAUCGCAGGUGGCCUAUCGAUUGCCGUUCCAGGAGAAGUUAAGGGCUACUGGGAGUUGCACCAGAAGUAUGGCAAACUUCCCUGGAAAACGCUAGUGUAUCCAACGAUAGACUUAUGCAUCAAGGGGUCCCUCGUGACGGAUUAUUUGGCGAAAAUACUAUCCUCAGAGAAAUCGCUUAUAUUGACGUACCCAGCGCUGGCGAAAAUUUUCAUCAAUCCCGCCACUAAUGAUACCUGGAAGGUGGGAGAUCGCAUCAAGCGAUUAGCAUUGGGAGAAUCCCUGAAGGUGAUUGCCGUGGAAGGAGCGAACGCGUUGUACGGUAAAAACGGUACACUGUUACCCAAACUGAUGAAAGAUUUAAAAGCUGUUGGCAGCAUCUUAACGGAGAAUGAUUUCUACAAUUACAAACCCGAAUGGCUGAAGUCAGCGCGAGCUAAGCUACGCAAUCAUUACUAUCUUCAUUCCAUGCCACUCCCAGGCAGUGGACCGAUACUCAGCUAUAUGUUAUCGAUUCUGGACGGAUACAAGGACCUUGCGUUGAAUGAUCCACUAACGUGGCAUCGGAUCAUCGAGAGUUUUAAGCACGGGUACGGAUUACGUACAAAGGUGGGAGAUCCGCGUUUUGUCACCUCUGUGAACGCGGUGCUUCAAAAGAUGACAAACAAAAAUUACAUUGCCUACAUUCGUGACACGAUAGUGAGCAACAUGACAUUCGACAGUUAUGACUAUUACGGAGCAGAUUUUGCUGGUAUACAAGAUCAAGGCACCGCACACAUCUCGGUACUAGCAGCCAAUGGUGAUGCCAUAGCUGUAACAAGUACGAUCAACUAUCUGUUUGGGUCGUUAAUAGUUUCACCCUCGACCGGUAUCAUCCUGAAUGACGAAAUGGACGAUUUUUCCACGCCCGGUGUUGUGAACUCUUAUGGUCUGUCCCCUUCUCCAGCCAACUUCAUCGUGCCAGGAAAACGACCCCUUUCGUCUAUGUCUCCAACGAUCAUAAUUGAUCGUCGGGGUGAUGUGCGGAUGGUAGUCGGAGGAGCAGGAGGUUCCAGGAUUACCACCGCUACGGCUUUGCUAAUUCUUCGGCAUCUGUACUUCGAACAAAGUCUCUGUGACGCCAUGAACGCACCACGAAUUCAUCAUCAAUUAGCACCGAUGCAGGUUGAAUAUGAGAAAGGGUUCGAUUCAAAUGUGCUAGCGGAGCUCGCAUCUCGCGGACACAAGAUUCAAGAGGCUAAGCCAGAUUUAGGUUUUGCGGCCUUGACAGCGAUUGUGAAAAAGGGAGACACAGUUUCAGCUGCUUUUGACAGACGACGAGGUGGUAGUGUGUCAGUGCGACUGGACAAAACUGAGUUAAACCAUUGUAGAUAA